AUGCCGCCUCCACCGCAUAUCAAGCCUGAGAAUGUCCUGAAAAGGGCUCAGGAACUUAUCGCUGUUGGCCAGGCUCCGGCUGCCCUGACCGUCCUCCACGAACAUGUUACCUCCAAGCGGACGCGAAGCAGCCCGAUUGCUUCUCUCGAACCGGUUAUGCUUCUUUUCGUUGAACUCUCUGUCGACCUCCGGAAAGGCAAGGCUGCCAAGGAUGGCCUGUAUCAGUACAAGAACAUCGCCCAGAACACGAACGUGGGAACUAUCGAGGUUGUUCUUAAGAAGUUCAUCGAACUUGCGGAGAAGAAGGUGACGGAAGCCCAAACCAAGGCCGAUGAGAUCCAGUCCUCUCUCGAGUCAGCGGCUCCCUCCUCCAACGUCGAGGAUUUGGAAGCCAUCGAAACCCCCGAGACUAUUCUCCUCGCUACCGUUUCUGGUGAACAAUCCCGCGACCGCACCGACCGAGCUGUUGUUACCCCAUGGCUCAAGUUUUUGUGGGAGACGUACCGAACUGUUCUGGAGAUCCUGAAAAACAACGCUCGCUUGGAAGUCAUGUACCAAACCACCGCUCUGCAGGCUUUCCAGUUCUGCUUGAAGUACACGCGCAAGACAGAGUUCCGUAGACUCUGCGAGCUUCUCCGCAACCAUGUUCAGAAUGCCGCCAAGUAUUCUGCCCAGAUGCACGCCAUCAACCUCAGCGACCCCGAUACCCUGCAACGCCAUCUGGACACUCGUUUCCAGCAGUUGAACGUUGCCGUUGAGUUGGAACUCUGGCAGGAGGCUUUCCGCAGCAUUGAGGAUAUUCAUACUCUCCUCAGCCUCAGUAAGCGUCCCGCAAAGAACGUUAUGAUGGCCAACUACUACGAGAAGCUUGCCCGGAUCUUCCUUGUUAGCGAGAACUAUCUUUUCCACGCUGCUGCUUGGAGCCGUUACUACAACCUUCUCCGCCAAUCUGCGGUCACCCUGUCCGCCAACCAGGGCUCCAAGAAGGACCACCCUUCAGUUUCGGAGGGCGACAUGACCAAGGCCGCUUCAUUUGUUCUUCUUUCUGCUCUUUCCAUCCCCGUUAUCAGCACAUCUCGCUCUCGAGGUGCGCUGAUUGAUGUGGACGAGGUCCGCAAGAACAAGAACACUCGCCUCACCAACUUGCUUGGCAUGGCACAGGGUCCUACCCGUGGUGUUCUCUUCAGGGAUGCUUUGAACAAGGGCAUGCUCAAGCGUGCUCGUCCUGAGAUCCGUGACCUCUACAACAUUCUUGAAGUUGACUUCCACCCUCUGUCUAUCUGCAAGAAGGUUACCCCCAUCCUUAAGCAGAUUGGUGCCGAUCCCGAGAUGGAGAAGUAUGUUGGACCUUUGCAGCAGGUCAUUCUCACUCGUCUCUUCCAGCAGCUGUCCCAGGUCUAUGAGUCCGUUUCGCUCAAGUUCGUGUACGAACUGGCUCAGUUCCCCGAUCCUUUCCAGAUUACCCCAUCCAUGAUCGAGAAGUUCAUCAUGAACGGCUGCAAGAAGGGUGACCUUGCUAUCCGCGUCGACCACAUCUCUGGUGUUCUUACCUUUGAUACCGACGUUUUCUCCUCGGCCAAGGCUUUGCACUCUGGAAGCGCUGCCGGAUCUGCGGAAAGUGAACUCGGCUCCGUACAACGUCUGCAAAACACCCCUGCCGAAAUUGCCCGUCAGCAGCUCACUCGUCUGGCCAAGACCCUGCACGUCUCAUGUGUGUAUGUCGACCCGACUUACAAUGAGUCUCGUCUCCAGGCCAAGCAGACUGCUCUUGCGCGUGCUGCGGCUGGCGCUGCCAAGGAACAUGAAGACACUCUCGAGCGCCGUGUUGUUAUUGAAAAGAAGAAGGAGGCCGCCACUGAUGCUCUGCAACGCAAGCAAAGAGAAGAGGAAACCCGCAAGCGCCUUCGCACUCAGCAGAUCCAAGAGGCUGAGAAGCAGCGACUUGCCGAGGAACAGCGCGAGCGUGAGCUGAAGCGCAUCAAGGACGAACAGGACCGCAUCCGCCAGCAAGAACUCAAGAAGCAGCUCGAAGAGUUGAAGACCGGCGUUAAGGGCAUUGACAUUAGCGAAAUUGAUCUAGAGGAUUUCGAUGCUAACCGUCUCCGUGCCAUGAAGCUUGCACAGCUCGAGAAGGAGAAGAACGAACUUAAUGACCGCGUUCGCACCACUGGCAAGCGUAUCGACCAUUUGGAGCGUGCCUUCCGCCGUGAGGAGUUGAAGCACAUCUCUGAAGACUAUGAGGCCCAGAAGAAGCGCGACAUGGAGGUCUACGAGCACCAGAAGGCCGAGUCUCUGGCCGAAUCCGAGGCUAGACACAAGGAAGCCGUCGCUCUUAAGCACCGUCUCAGCCGCCUGGUACCCCAAUUCAGCAACUUCCGCAAGGAAGUCUCAGAGAAGCGCCACGAAGAAUUUGAGAAGCGCCGCAAGGCAGCUGAGAGAGAGUUCGAGGCUAAGAAGAAGCAGCGUGUCAAGGAUGUCCAGGAGCGCAGGCGCCGUGAGAGAAUCGAGCGCGAGAACGCCGAGCGUGCCAGGCAGGAGGAAGAAGAGCGUGCUAGACGCGAGGAGGAGGAGACAGCCGCCAGGGACGCCGAGCGACGCCGCGUGUUGGCUGAAGAGAAGGCCAAGCGUGAAGAAGAGAGAGCCAAAAUGGAUGAAAUUGCCGCCCGGCAAAGACAGCGUGAGGAAGAAGCAGAGGCCCGCCUUUUGGCAAAGAAGUCUGGCGCUCCAGAGCCUCCUACCCGCGCAGAACCUACCGAACGAAGCGCUCCUCGUCUCAAUCUUGCUCCACGCACUGGUGGCGGUCCUAGCUGGAGAGAGCGUCAAGCUGCCAGGGAACCUUCUGGUGCCCCCGCGGAGGCGCCCACGGAGCCCGAGGCCCCCAGACGAUCCGGUUACGUGCCCCCUCACGCUCGUGGUGGUACCGAUGCGCCCCCUCCCUCCUCCGGUCGUUACGCUCCUCCCCAACGCUCCUCUCAACCUCCCCCUCGCGCAGAAACCCCCCAGUCUUCGUCCGAUAAGCCCGAAGAACCCAAGCCCGCUGGCAGCGGUGGAAAGUGGGUGCCCAGAUGGAAGCAGCAGCAGAACCAGUAA
This is a messenger RNA of Aspergillus puulaauensis, 3090 nucleotides long. RefSeq names its product putative eukaryotic translation initiation factor 3 subunit EifCa (gene tif32). The transcript has 4 exons. Gene Ontology annotation, biological process: translation reinitiation; formation of cytoplasmic translation initiation complex. The coding region runs from base 1 to 3090 and encodes 1029 amino acids. The record is from RefSeq and is a predicted model, not a curated record. Gene Ontology annotation, cellular component: eukaryotic translation initiation factor 3 complex, eIF3m; eukaryotic translation initiation factor 3 complex, eIF3e; multi-eIF complex. Gene Ontology annotation, molecular function: translation initiation factor activity; mRNA binding. NCBI's taxonomy places the organism in Eukaryota, Fungi, Ascomycota, Eurotiomycetes, Eurotiales, Aspergillaceae.